This is a messenger RNA of Drosophila persimilis, 2815 nucleotides long. RefSeq names its product PAN2-PAN3 deadenylation complex subunit PAN3 (gene PAN3). The transcript is spliced from 13 exons. Gene Ontology annotation, biological process: mRNA processing; nuclear-transcribed mRNA poly(A) tail shortening. Gene Ontology annotation, molecular function: poly(A) binding. Bases 300 to 2678 code for a protein of 792 amino acids. NCBI's taxonomy places the organism in Eukaryota, Metazoa, Arthropoda, Insecta, Diptera, Drosophilidae. The record is from RefSeq and is a predicted model, not a curated record. Gene Ontology annotation, cellular component: PAN complex; P-body.
UGAGAAAACGUUGAGCUAGUGCAGUUUAUAACAAAAACAAACAAAAACAUAUAAACGAACUGAAGAAUAAUAGGAGAGGAGGAAGCAGAAAAAAGGACCAACAACAGCGUGAGAAAAGAAGACCAGCGGAGAAAGAAGCAGCAUAAGGACCAAUAACAAGCGACAGCGGAGUGAAGAAGAACAGAAAGAAGCAGCAGCAGCGGAAGGACCAAAUAAAUACAAAAGCAAAAGCCAAGAAUUGCUUUCCUGGACGCAGGUGACGGCUCAGAGGAGAACGCCACAAAUCGCGAGAGAGAAACAUGUCAACAUUCUUAAACAAUUUCUUCCCGGCAGAUACGGCUGCUAUGGAUCCAAUUUUCUACUCGCCCACGAAUGGUAUUCCGUCAGAGAGUAAACUCGCUACUUAUAUGAAUCGACAGAAUGUUGCCACACCGAGCAGCGGUGGCUUUGGGCUGAAUAGCGGAUUCUCGCUACUCAAUCUGGAUGCGCCCCUGGCAGCAGUGAACAAAAAGUCCCAGGUCACGCCGCAGUCGCCAGAAUUCAUUCCAACGCGCAUCAAUUCGUCCCCCAAUUUCUACGCACCAUAUCACAACACGCCGAUGCAACUCAGUAAUGGGCUCAACGGCGUCAAUGGGCUAGCCGGCUCCGGCGCAGCAGCAGCAGCCGUGGCACCCGCCUCCACAGCGGCAGCAGUGGCCGCCGCAUCCGCCGCAGCCACCGUGCCCAUCAGCAAGUCGGCGAACGGCAGCAGCUCGAUGCUCUCCCUGCAGAAGUCCGCCCCCUCCAUUGUCACCAUUGCACAACAGCAGCAGCAGCAGCAGCAACAACAGAAACAGCAGCAGUCGCCGCUGGUGCACUCCACCUCGGGGUCUGUCCCAUCGGCCCCCAUAGCAAUUAGCGGCGCACCACCGAAUCCUAGCGCCGCCCCCUUUGUGAGCAGCAUGUCCGCGCAAACACCACUCAAGGGUCGUGGCCCAAUGCUCCGACAGGAGUCGCCCACAGCGGCAAUGCUGGCGGGCGGGCCGGGUGAGAAGUCUCCACCGCAUGGCAUGACACCGCACGGCGCCUCGCCCAUCCCCACGACGCUGCCAGCGAGCGUGCAUCAGGAGAAUGUCGGCGGCACCAUCUACUUCUAUCCGACUGCCAAUGCGCAGGGCAACCAGCCAGUCGUGAAUUCCGUGGUGGUGGAUGCCACCCAUCCGGCUCAUCAUGGGGUCAGCUCUGUGCCAACGAUGAGCAGUGUCGGCGGCGUGCCCUCGGCGCUCAUGUACACGGGGCAUGUCUAUCCGGGUCCGGCCUCGAAUGUGAUCACCAUGCAGCCGAAGACGCACCUGGAGUCCGCAUUCUUCAUACCCGACGAAAUGCGGGCCGACAUUCUUGCCCGCAACGAGAUCUCCAAUCUGAUUAUGGACGCAGCGGAGGCUGCUCAGCACGCCCUACCACACGAAGUGGACAACUACCACGCGCUCUAUCCUCUGGAGCCGCCGGCCCAGCCGCUGCACGCCAAGCUCACGCUCCCCGCCAGCACGUACCGGGCCACGCACAACACGACCGGAUACAAGUACUGCCUGCGGAGAUUGCACGGGUUCCGCUUGCAGUCAACCAAAUGCAUGACGCUGGUGGAGAUGUGGAAGAAACUGCAGCACACGAAUGUGGUACAACUGCGCGAGGUGUUCACGACAAAAGCAUUUGGUGAUAACUCCUUAGUAUUAGUGUACGACUACUAUCCCGGCUCACAGACAUUGCUGGCCAAAUACUUUACGCCCGCGCCAGACACCAACGGUUACACUGAUCCAUUCCAAGGCGAAGCUCGCCCAUUCAGUCAUAAGAGUAACAUGCAGCGCACCAGCAACGGGCCAUUGCUGCCGGAGGCCACCAUCUGGUCGAUCAUCAUGCAGCUGACCGCCGGCCUGAGGGCCAUACACCAGGCGGGGCUUGCCUGCAAGGUACUGGAUCCCACGAAGAUCAUUGUGACGGGCAAACGAGUGCGUUUCAGCUCCUGUUGCAUCUCGGACAUUACGCAGUUCGAUCCCAAUGCGGCCAAUCCCCUGGCACUCGUUAACAUGCACCAGCAGGACGAUCUGACCGCGUUGGGUCGUUUGGUACUGGCGCUGGCCUGUCGCUGUCUCCAGUCUGUGCAGCGGGACAACGUCCAGUCGAGCAUUGACAUGGUCACGCGCAACUACUCCACCGAUCUUCGUAAUUUCAUUGUUUACCUCUUUACCACGAAUAACCGCCGAUCUGUCACCGAUCUGAUGCCGAUGAUUGGCGCCCGUUUCUAUACUCAAUUGGACGCGCUGCAGAGCCAAAUCGAUAUGCAGGAGGAUGAGUUGGCCAAGGAGAUGGAGAACGGCCGCCUGUACCGCAUUUUGGUGAAACUAAACAGCAUCAACGAACGGCCAGACUUCAAUUUGGACUGCACUUGGUCGGAGACUGGCGAUAGAUACAUGUUGAAAUUAUUUCGUGAUUAUUUGUUUCAUUCCGUCACCGAGGAUGGCCGCCCUUGGAUGGAUCACGCACACAUUGUACAAUCGCUCAAUAAGUUGGAUGCUGGCUCCAUCGAGCGGGUGCAACUGAUGUCGCGCGACGAGCAGUCUGUCCUUAUUGUUUCCUACGCUGAACUCAAGAAUUGUCUGGAGAACGCCUUCUCCGAACUGAUGUCUAGUGCGGCCAAUUGAUGAGCCUCAACACCUCAAAACGAAACUGAAAACACGCGCAGCUCUCCCCAACAACACCCAAUACCCCAUACCCAAUAUCCAAACGCGAACCGAUCCUCCUCCCCUAAAGCGACUACGAUUAAAAGGAUUAAACAUAA